GUUAACAGUUGGAACUUGGAAAUUCGAAUUUCAACGUGUGCGGGGAGAGAUAGAGAGAGUGAAAGAGAGACUUAGAGAGUGAAAUAGAGAGAAAGAGAGGGAGAGAAAAGCGAAGGACUCUCGUAUUGGUGGUGGCGGCGGCGGGUGAUUUUCGUGAAAAUUUUAAAGGGAGAUGUCAACUGAGCUCAAUACAAUUGAAUCUCGCAGUGCCCGUGUCAGUCCUGCUGCUUCAGGAUCGCAGAAAAAAAUAAUCGAGAAACCGCCAUUCAAACUUUGUUUUGCGAAACAUCCGGAAACUGGAAGAUCCGAUGCUUGUAUUCCGAAAAUAAACGCUGAAUUUAUCACACCGAAAUUUUAUUCACGAGAAAUGGACUGUACUCCGAGUGAGAAUGUCAUUGAGGAAGCCAAAGAAAUAGCAAAAGAGGAAUUUAAAACACCGAAGAAACUCUAUCGUUGGCCAGUUUUAACCAGUCAUGUAUAUGGCUGGUGGCAUGAUAAAGGAAUUCGUCCGAUUGAUGGAAAAUUUAAUUUCCAUAAAAAAACAUCUGAUCUCGUAAGUUUCCAAAUGAAAAUAUAUUCCGAGGAUCGAAAAAUAAGGGGACUUGACCACUGA
Molecule: messenger RNA, 613 nt
Organism: Leptopilina heterotoma
Lineage: Eukaryota; Metazoa; Arthropoda; Insecta; Hymenoptera; Figitidae
Exons: 3
Coding region: 173-613 (146 amino acids)
Source: RefSeq, a predicted model, not a curated record